AUGUACAGUCUCGCAGAGUUUAACGAAAAGGUGCUGAACAGUCAGAGCUGGUUGUUCGUGGACAGCGCUAUCCUGGACGUGUCCGAGUUCGCGGCCCGGCACCCGGGGGGCCGGCGCCUUAUCCUCAACGCCCUGGGCACGGACGUGACCGCCGAGAUCCUCGGCUAA
Ectocarpus siliculosus is the source of this 168-nucleotide messenger RNA. Lineage: Eukaryota; Phaeophyceae; Ectocarpales; Ectocarpaceae. The record is from the annotation of a GenBank genome assembly.